Messenger RNA from Anopheles moucheti, 4659 nucleotides. RefSeq lists its product as uncharacterized. Lineage: Eukaryota; Metazoa; Arthropoda; Insecta; Diptera; Culicidae. The transcript is spliced from 7 exons. The record is from RefSeq and is a predicted model, not a curated record. Gene Ontology annotation, molecular function: diphthine-ammonia ligase activity. The coding region runs from base 1506 to 4082 and encodes 858 amino acids. Gene Ontology annotation, biological process: protein histidyl modification to diphthamide.
AGCUGAUAACAAGCGCCAAAAAUGUGCGUUUGAAUGUUGAGAAAACCUUGGCCAACAUCGUAGUGUCCGACCAUCGGCGAACAACCCUUCCCUUCCAUCAAUAUCUGUGGUGCUGUAAAUCCCUGUAGAUAGGUGUUUUCCCGACAGUGUUUUAGGUGUUCCUUACCCUGUUUACCGUUUUGUACAGAGCACGUUGAACCUCGAGAUAAAAGAAAAGAAAAAAAGGAACGGAAAGAAGUGCGCAACAACCGUCUGGCGAGUUUAGGGGUUGCUCAAAAAUGUGAUGUGAUAGCGCGAAGCUGAGACGAUGAUGAUGGUGGCGGCUGUGAUUUGAUUGAUAGUUUCGCGAGUUGUGGCAUAUCGCCCGGUAGCAUCUAUCUGCUUCUUUCCCUCCUUUAAAGUGUUGUGUGCUAGUGUGCAAAUAGCAAGUCGGUCGGUCAAUCUUGCUAAGCAUAAAAGUCCUUGAAGAGAGCAAAGAAAAAACAAAUCCGUACCGCGCCAUGCGGUUGAAACACUAACCGCGAAUGUUGUGCAUUUGUGUGUAUGUGUGGGUACGUAUGCUGUGUGACAAUAGUGCUCCUCGCAACUUCCGUCCCCGGUUGGCUUUUGCCUGGGUUACUAUGAUUAGCACCAUAGCGCGGUAAGAGCGUGUGAGAGAUACCGAUAUUUUCCCCCCCCAACACAGUCCGUGCGAAAGCGAGACGGAUCGAUCGGAAUCAAACGCAGCAGCCGAGCGGAUGCUGUCGUGGGAGGCCGCAUCAUAAAAGGAUACGAUCAUCGUACGCGGGGUCUGACAAAAAGGUGCCCACGCAAAUAGGGCGUACCAGGCGGUUCGUCGCGGCCGGGUGGAAUUUUUCGGUGUGUGCUUGUGUCCUGUGUCCAAUCUGUCGAUCUACUCGUGUGUGGUGCAGUGUGAAGCAGGGGAAAAUAGUCUCGACUGUGUCGAGAGUGUGACGACUCCGCAGCACAGGCGUUGAACGUUCACUAGCCCUGCAUUAGCUCCCCGUCUGCUUAAAGGGAACGUGUGAAGGUCGUCGUCGCCGUCGGUCAGCGGUGGCCGAAGAACGUCGGUUCGAGAUUUCGCGCCAAACGUCCUUUUUUGUGUUGCUAGAACAGCAGGAUGGUAGCACCGUUGCGGUGACGACUCCUGGAGCCGCCGGGCUCUGAAGCAGCCCCACAUAAACCAUCAAAAUACGGCAACGUAUUCCGCUAGAUCCGACCAUUUUUUGACACUAAGCAGCGCGCGGUGAAGAAGAGGAACAAGAGUAGGACAGUGCACAGUCAUCGCAGUGCCGUAUGCAAACAGCUGUUGCUGCUGUGUUGUGAGUGGAUCCCGCAGUAAUCUUUCACCGUGGACACCGUCACGUUUGCGGAAGCGAACCUUCUUGGUCCUCAUCGACGGCGUGCUGGUGAGAAUAGUGUCGAUUCCCCAUGCACCCUAGCAGUUUGCCAACAACAUCGUUACCGUACAUCCAAGCAGUGACAACCGAAACAGUGUGGAAGUGAUGGCGACAAGGGGCGACAGGAAGAUGCGUGUGGUGGCGCUGGUUAGCGGUGGGAAGGACAGUACCUACAACAUGAUGCAGGUGGUUGCCGAGGGCCACGAGCUGGUCGCACUGGCCAAUCUGCAUCCGAAGGAUCGGGACGAGCUGGACAGCUACAUGUACCAGACGGUGGGUCACCAGGGCAUCGAGAAGCUUGCCCAGGCGAUGGAGUUACCGCUGUACCGGCGCAUGACCCGGGGACAUUCGAUCAACACCAAGGGCCACUACGAACCGACCGAGGACGACGAGGUGGAGGAUCUGUACGAGCUGCUUGCCGAGGUGCAGCGCGGUCAACACAUCGAAGCCGUCGCCGUCGGUGCCAUCCUGUCCGACUAUCAGCGUGUACGGGUGGAAAAUGUCUGCGCCCGGCUGAACCUUAUCUCGCUGGCCUAUCUGUGGCGCCGGGACCAGACGGAGCUGCUGCAGGAAAUGAUCGAGUGUCAGGUGCAUGCGAUCAUCAUCAAGGUGGCGGCACUCGGAUUGAUGCCGGACCGCCAUCUGGGCAAAUCGUUGAAGGAAAUGCAACCGCACCUGUUGCUGAUGCGCGACAAGUACGGGCUGAACGUGUGCGGCGAGGGUGGCGAGUAUGAAACGUUCACGCUAGACUGUCCCCUCUUUCGAAGUCGGAUUGUGGUGGACGAUGUGCAGACGGUGAUCAGUUCGGCCGAUCCGGUGUGUCCGGUAGGAUAUCUAAACUUCACCAAGCUACGGCUAGUGCCGAAGGAGCGUAUCGAGCCGGUGGUAAUAAAAAACUCGCUCGAUUUCAUCCACGAUCUGAACGAGUCCAGCUACAGCGAUCUGAGCGAUCCGGAUUUGAGCGAAACCGAGCUGGAGCUUAUCGAGCGCAGCAGCUGCGGGAUGGCGGCCGGCAUUGGGGUGACACGCGGCACCGUUUUGCGCAAUUCGUUCAGCAAGGACGAUCUUAGUGGGGCGGCAGUGAUAGCGGGAGCAGCGGGAACAGCAACGGUGGUACUGUCACGCAGCAACAGCAUAACGAAGGAGCUGACGGUCUGUUCGAACCUCGAACCAGCACCGUACAGUAAGUCACCGGUGCGGAUCAUUACGAAGGCACGCUCAAGCAUUAGUGCGGGUGAUUCGGCACCGAUCGCGAGCGAUGGUCCGGUCGAGGUGCUGCCACCAUUUCACUACGCACGCGAAAGUCGUCCAUUGAGCAAUAAACCACGUGCGAUCGUUAACUCCAAGGGCUGGAUGUGGGUGGCCGGUGUACAGGGCUGUGGGGAAGAUUCGCGGCAGGCGAUGACCAGGGCGCUCGAGACAUUGGAAGAGAUGGUGCAAUCACGUUCAUUUACGCUGCGACAAAUCUGCUACAUCACGUUGUACGUGCGAAAUAUGAGCGAAUAUAGCUUUAUCAAUGAGAUUUACUCGACGGUGUUCGCAUUCGCCAAUCCUCCGACGAGGGUGUGCGUGGAGUGUCCCCUGCCAGCAGACUGUGCCGUUGUUCUAGAGGCUGUUGCUUUUAAUCCCGUUUCUAGUGGUAAGUCCUGUAAUGAAAAUUGUCCGAUAUCUCUUGCCUACUUAGCUUCGGAACUUGAACAUAAAAGGCAGACAAUGCACGUGCAGGGCAUUUCUCAUUGGGCACCGGCUAAUAUCGGUACCUACAGCCAAUCGACAAAGGUCGGCCACAUCACGUACAUCUCCGGGCAGAUUGCUCUGGUACCGGGCAGCAUGACGAUCAUCGAGGGCGGCAUCAAGCAGCAGUGCAAGCUAACGCUACGCCACCUGAGCCGGAUAGCGAAGGCAAUGAAUGCGCAGGGUGGUCAGCUGCGGGACGUAGUGCAGGGCAUUUGUUUCGUGACGCACCCGAGCUACAUCUAUGAGGCCCGCCGCCAAUGGGAACGGCGAACAGCAAACGCGAUCAUUGACUACAUCGUUGUGCCGUCACUGCCACGUGGUGCCCUGGUCGAAUGGCAGGUGUGGGCACAUUCGCAUAACGAUAAAUUCGAUUAUGAGGAAACAGGAUGCUCCAUCGGAGAGUACUCGAUAUCGAUUCGACGCCGCUGGAACUACGAAAACAACUGCGCAUCGAUCGUGUGCUACGUGUCAACGGGACUGGCCACAUCCACCACUAAGCUGACCGAGCUGACGGAUGACUAUCUGCAUCAUCACACGCAACUGGCACAACGAAUCACGCGCGAUCACAUACACGACACGAUCGCGUACGUCCUGCGCAAGCUACUACAGGCCUAUCCGGGGCUGCUCGGUAUCAGCCCGUCCUCUCCGUCCGCCGCUAGCAACGAUGAUGCGUUGAUGGGUGCAGAGGACGAUCAAAUCGCACGGCCGCAUCCUCCACGAGCACCGCCGCCGCCAUCGUCGGAUCUAGCAAAACCUGCCGUACAUUUGCGCGUAUUUUAUCAGGUGGAUGCGAUACCAUCCGUACAAUUUCUUAUCGAUGCCGUCGAGAGUUUUUUGGUAUCACCGGCCAACGUGGCACGGAUCGCGUACACUAUUAUACCGGCCUGCCAUCUGCAAAACUUUAGCACGUUCAUCUCGAUAUGCGGUUUACGGCAUCACGAGUAGUAGCGGGCAAAAUGGAUGCGAACCAAUGUAGAGCAGACAGGCGAUAAGCAAACGGCACUAGUCUAGUUGUAUGUAGCAUAGGAAACUCCCGACCACAGUAACAUACAUCCCAGCCUGGGUGCUUAGCAAAGGUUUUUGGGACGAAUGUUUUCCUGAUAGGAUGACGACGAACGUGUGAAAAUGGCACACCACGGUCUAAAUGUCGCGCUGCAACCGAACACAAGAGUGACCAGUAGUGCUACGAAUAGUUGCGUGUGUAUGCGUGUGCAUGUAUGUGUGCGAGUGUGCGUGUGUUUCUGUGUGAUCGUAAAUAUAUGUGCUUGCAAGUGAAUUAGAUAGGCCUAUAGUAUGAGGAAAACGGGGCGGGUUAAGGAGUGCGUGGCUCUCACAUGAAGAUGUCCCCCGUAUGAUAUUGUUAGACUAUUGCAAAAGAAUAAGGAACAAAUUAUGUAUAUUAAACUGUUGAUCAUUUAUACCAUUUGAUAGGCGAAAUGUUAGCGGUUUUAAUUAUUAUUGGGUUACUUUUUACAAUUGAUUAGCUAUGUUAUUGCUCAUCAGACCUAUAAAUUGAAUGUGU